AUGAAUUGUCCCAACCAACUCCAUAAGGACAGAGCAGCAGCAGCAGCAGCAGCAGAGAAAUGUUCGGCAAACUUGGUCCGUGAGCUACAAGUGUUUCUAUGGCAAAUUUCACUUACCGCACCCACUCACGAUAUCAUGCAGGCUGUUCUUGAAGCAGUGGAAAAAUAUCGCCACGAUCUGGAGGAAGCAGCCCAGGCACUUCGCCAUCGUGGUCAAUCACUAGCUGAGGAUGCACCCAAGAUGAUCGAAGACACGAAAAGUCAGAUUGAGCCACACACUCAGGAGCUAGUAAAUACUGUGCAGGAUACGCGAGCGGAAUCUGGCGAUGAUAGUAUGAUCCGAAUGCAGUUACUAUCAUAUGCCAUCAUACAAGGAAUGCUCAUGGGUUAUGUUAUCGAUAGUAUUUAUUUGAGUUAUAUACCAUACGCAGUAAUCACUCCAGCAAUAGUUACUGUCUCAUUCGCGACAGUUGCAAAACAAUCCAAUGGAGAACGUAAAAUGCUGCUCGGUGGUACAAUUGGUACGGCGAUUACAGUCAAUUUCAUUUUGGGAAUGAUAACGGGAAGCUUGUCGUUUGUCUACUUCCUGCUAACGCUCACAUAUGCUGGAAUAGCUGCCGUCAUCAUGCAACUGUGUCUGAGAAAUCUCAAAGGGACGUCCGUUCUCGAAGCAGUGGAACAAUAUCGUCAUGACUUGGAAAAAGCAGCACAAGUUCUUCGACACCGCGGUAAAGCACUCGCCGAGGAUGCACCAAAGAUGAUCGAGGACACGAAAAGUCGAAUUGAACCAAAGACUCAAGAGUUAGUAAACACUGUACAGGAUACGAGUAAUGUCUCACCUGUAGAAAAGCCGAUUGUCAAUGUUUUUGGUUGGUCGACAGUGUUGGUAUUUUUCGCUAACCUGAGCAUGCUACUCGGCAUAUAUUUCGUUGGACCGGUUCUAUCCUUAAUUUUUGGAAAAUUUGGUGCAUUCUUGAUGGGAGCCAUAUGGAUACCUCUCGGCGCCCAUUUUGAUAUUAAGUCUCAGACAACCGCCAGUGAUCGAAUUAUUCGUAUGAGGGUACUAUCAGGUGCCCUUCUCCAAGGAAUGGUUAUGGGCUAUGUCAUCGACCGCCUUUAUUUGAGUUAUAUACCAUAUGCAGUAAUCACUCCAGCAGUAAUUGCCAUUACAUUCGCGGAUAUGAAAAGUGAUACUGGUGAUACUGGGCCAUUACAGCAAGCUGCUAAAUUCGCUGAUGGAGACCGAAAAAAGCUGCUCGGUGGUACAAUUGGAACAGCGAUCACAGUCAAUUUCAUCUGGGGAAUGAUUACUGGGAGCUUGUCAUUCGUUUACUUGCUGCUAAUGCUCACCUAUGCUGGAAUUGCUGCAGUCAUCAUGCAGCUCUGUUUAAAUAAACUCAAAGGAACAGAGGACGAGAGGGAACACCUCUAUCAAAACGCCCUCAGCUGUAGCUUCGUUAUUGCAAAAGUGAUGUUCUUCCUAAUGUUCGGCUCAUACCACUCGGAUGUAGAAGCACAGAGGCAUGAUUAG
Haemonchus placei is the source of this 1530-nucleotide messenger RNA. Lineage: Eukaryota; Metazoa; Nematoda; Chromadorea; Rhabditida; Trichostrongylidae. The record is from the annotation of a GenBank genome assembly.